Molecule: messenger RNA, 1611 nt
Organism: Cicer arietinum (chickpea)
Lineage: Eukaryota; Viridiplantae; Streptophyta; Magnoliopsida; Fabales; Fabaceae
Product: F-box/WD-40 repeat-containing protein At3g52030
Molecular function (GO): protein binding
Source: RefSeq, a predicted model, not a curated record
AAUAUUUCUAUUCGGGUUCGUCUACCCCGUAUGUUGCCUGAGUAGAGAGCGGAGAGGCCACUCCAAAAUCCGGAAGCUUCAAACAGCUGCGGUGGCUGGCUACUCUCCUUUCACUCUUAAGAAUGACCAAACCGCUAUCAACUUUCACGGCGGCGACAAACAACACGCCUCCUACUCCGGCCACCGCUCCCACCUACCAAACAAACAAACGCCGCCAAACUCCAACCACAAUACUUUCCCUUGACGCUGAUAUCCUCUGCACCAUCUUCGCUUUCCUCAACAUGUUCGACCUCGUUCGCUGCUCUCUCGUUUGCAAAUUCUGGAAUGCAAUCCUUGAGUCUCGGUCGCUGCGAGAGUUUUAUGAGAAGAAGCUGCUGAAGAAUUCUCCGACGUCGAGUUCAUUUGAAUUUACUAAAAAGUCCUUGAGGGUGACUUUAGGGGAAGUGGCUAUGAAUCAGAAUAGAUUGGCGCUUCAAUGUGGUAGGUUUCAUGUUGAUCAGUGGAGAGGUCAUUCAACCGCGGUUUCUCAGUGCCGGAUGAAAAUGGGUACGGUUGUUACUGGUGUGGGAGAUAAGGUUAUUCGUCUCUGGUCAUUAGACAGCUACAAAUGUGUAGAAGAAUACUUGAUACCUGAUGUGUUACCUCUAGUAGACUUUGAUUUUGAUGAGAGCAAGAUAGUUGGUCUCAUUGGUAGUCGUUUGUGCAUAUGGAGGCGGAAUGGGAAAAGAAGUGUAUUUCCUUCUCUUGAAGGCAAAUUCAUAAAAGGUUCAUGCAUGCGUUACUCUGACCCAGAAGCUAUGGUUGGAUGUGAUGAUGGGGCUGUUCGUGUUUUUGACAUGUACAGUAGGAGAUGCACUCAAAUAAUUAGAAUGCAUGAUGCACCUAUAACUUGUUUAUGUUUAAGUGAAGAUCAACUGAUACUAAGUGGCUCCACUUCAGGGAGUGUAACAAUAUCAGAUCCUUCCUCUGCUCAGAAAGUAGCAACAUUAAGAUCAAGUGAUGUUAGAGGCAUAAGGACCUUGUGUUUAGGCUCUCAACUACUGUUUGCCGGAUCAGCUGUUGGGUAUACAUAUUGUUGGGACAUGAGGACAAGGAGACUGAUGUGGAAGACACGAGUGAGUCCUAAUGUCGUGUACUCUUUACAGCACAUGCAGAGUGACAAGUCAACUUUGGCUGUUGGAGGAAUAGAUGGUAUCUUAAGAUUUCUAAAUCAAAAUGAUGGCAAUAUUGUUUCAAGUUGUAUUAUAGACAAUAAAUUGUUGUCAACACAUCAAAGCAAUUCAGGCUCCAUCCAAAGGAGGAAGGGAAAGAGAUUGCCUGAGGAUACAUACAUAAAUAUUGAUGUCAUUCCUAUGACUUCUCGACCUUCUAUUACAUGCCUCGCUGUUGGAAUGAAGAAGGUUGUUACCACACACAAUACCAGGGACAUCAGAUUGUGGAAAUUCAAAGACAAUAAUACUUUUAUGUUGUAAAAUUACGAAUUUAAAUCUAUUUGUUUUAUAUUUGUUUCUGAUAAUCUGUGGUGUAACAAAAACAAAGUCACUCUUACAUAGUCAAUUUAUUGUGUAGUUAUGACAGCUUUCUAGUUUGAGUCUAGCUCAUUGCAAGUAA